Molecule: messenger RNA, 1881 nt
Organism: Penicillium brasilianum
Lineage: Eukaryota; Fungi; Ascomycota; Eurotiomycetes; Eurotiales; Aspergillaceae
Source: the annotation of a GenBank genome assembly
GUGGCAGAGUACAUCUCUCGCCCGAGAGAUUGAAAACGGGGAUGAGGAUAAGUAUAAGAAAUUAGGGAUGGCAUAGCUCUUCGGGGGGUGAACUCCGGAUCUCCCGCAUCGCGCCAUUUCGGCCCACUUUGAUGCUAUGAGCAUAACUUGCGAGACCAGCGAAAGCUAAGAAGGCGGGAUUGUAAAAAAAAAAAAGUGACGCACAUGAGGAUGAGGUGCUCGUCGAUCUUCACGAUACAAAUUGCAUGCUACCCCUCUAAUGAUGUCGUGCUAGAAAGAUUUCUCUUUUCCUCGAAGGCCUAGAGGCGGAACUUCAAAUUGGGUGUUAAGCUCGGGCACAUCGCGAUAGCAAUCAGUUCAAUCAGCAAACAGCAAUAAUGGCCGAAAGCAGUAAUGUAUCGGGGUCUGAGAAACCUCGCAAGUCACUGAUUCUCAAUGCCUUCGUGGAGAUGUGCAGUGGACACCAGUCACCGGGCCUCUGGCGCCACCCCGAUGAUGAGUCGCACCGUUUCAACGACAUUGAGCAUUGGGUGGAACUGGCACAGCUGUUGGAAUCAGCAAAAUUCCACGGCAUCUUCAUCGCAGAUGUGCUAGGCGGCUAUGAUGUCUAUAAGGGACCUCGAAAUCUUGACCCUGCAAUCGUCUCGGGCGCACAAUGGCCGGUCAAUGAGCCCCUGGCUGUCGUCCCCGCGAUGGCGGCAGCAACCAAGAAUAUCGGUUUCGGAGUCACGGUAACCACAACCUACGAGCCACCCUAUCACCUAGCAAGGCGGCUCUCAACCGUGGACCACCUCACCAAAGGCCGCCUUGGAUGGAAUGUUGUGACGGGAUAUCUUGACUCUGCGGCACGAAACCUCGGCAAAGCUGAACAGCCACAUCAUGAUGACAGAUACGCCCUGGCGGAGGAAUAUGUCAAAGUUACAUACAAGCUUUGGGAGUCCUCGUGGCGUCAAGACGCCGUUGUUCUUGAUCGCGAGCGUGGCAUCUACACUGAUCCAGCACGUGUGCGACAGAUCAACCACGUUGGAAAGUAUUAUAAUGUGCCGGGCCCUCAUAUCUGCCAGCCCAGCCCUCAACGUACUCCAGUCAUCUUGCAGGCUGGCACAUCCAAGGCCGGAAAGACAUUUGCGGCUCAACAUGCCGAAGCCAUUUUUGUGGCCGGUCAUAGUCCGUCCGUAGUUGCUAAGAACGUUGCUGAGAUUCGCCAGCUUGCAAAGACGGAGUUUGGUCGAGACCCGCAGAGCAUCAAGUUCUUGGCCCUGCUUUGCCCUAUUCUUGGUCGCACGGAGGAGGAGGCCAUCGAGAAAUUCAAGUAUUACCGCAGCCUGGGCUCGAUCGAUGGUGCUCUUGCUCUAUUUGGAGGGUGGACUGGUAUUGAUUUAGACAAGUAUGGUGAUGAUGAAGAGCUGCGUCAUGUCGAAAGCAAUGCUAUCAGGUCUGCCGUGGAGGGCUGGUCCAAGGCUACUCCUGAGGUCGCCAAAUGGACGAAGACAACAGUCGGUCAGCACAUCACCGUCGGAGGCCUCGGUGCUACUCCCGUAGGCACGGCAGCACAGGUUGCUGACAGCUUGGAACGCUGGGUACAAGAGGCGGAUGUUGAUGGGUUCAACCUGGCGUAUGCCAUUAAGCCCGGGUCUUUCAAGGAUAUCAUUGAACUGCUGAUCCCGGAACUGCGCCGGCGAGGACUCUUCUGGGACGAUUACGCGGUGCCGAAGGGAACUUAUCGUGAGAACUUAUAUUCAACGCCUGGCCAAGCAGGCCCGAGGGCUGACCAUCCGGCUUCCAAAUAUCGGUGGAAUGCUGGAGUUGCUGCUGAGGACCAUCCAGUCCCAGAGAACUGAGCAACGAAGGAAGGAGAUGAGCUACGAAGCGUCAAUGCAG